GAUGGUGACACAUGCGGCGGCGGCGCGCCGGCGGCAGGACCAUGGUUGAGCGCGCCAGCAAGUUCGUGCUGGUGGUGGCGGGCUCGGCGUGCUUCAUGCUCAUCCUGUACCAGUACGCGGGCCCGGGGCUGAGCCUGGGCGCGCCCGGCGGCCGCGCGCCCCCCGACGACCUGGACCUGUUCCCCACGCCCGACCCGCACUACGAGAAGAAGUACUACUUCCCGGUGCGCGAGCUGGAGCGCUCGCUGCGCUUCGACAUGAAGGGCGACGACGUGAUCGUCUUCCUGCACAUCCAGAAGACGGGCGGCACCACCUUCGGCCGCCACCUGGUGCAGAACGUGCGCCUCGAGGUGCCCUGCGACUGCCGGCCGGGCCAGAAGAAGUGCACCUGCUACCGGCCCAACCGCCGCGAGACCUGGCUCUUCUCCCGCUUCUCCACCGGCUGGAGCUGCGGGCUACACGCCGACUGGACCGAGCUCACCAACUGCGUGCCGGGUGUUCUGGACCGCCGCGACCCCGCCGCGCUGCGCACGCCCAGGAAGUUCUACUACAUCACUCUGCUUCGGGACCCCGUGUCGCGCUACCUGAGCGAGUGGCGGCACGUGCAGCGGGGGGCCACCUGGAAGACCUCGCUGCACAUGUGCGACGGGCGCACACCCACGCCCGAGGAGCUGCCCCCCUGCUACGAGGGCACAGACUGGUCGGGCUGCACGCUGCAGGAGUUCAUGGACUGCCCCUACAACCUGGCCAACAACCGCCAGGUGCGCAUGCUGGCUGACCUGAGCCUGGUGGGCUGCUACAACCUGUCCUUCAUCCCGGAGGGCAAGCGCUCCCAGCUGCUGCUGGAGAGCGCCAAGAAGAACCUGCGGGGCAUGGCCUUCUUCGGCCUCACGGAGUUCCAGCGCAAGACGCAGUACCUGUUUGAGCGGACGUUCAACCUCAAGUUCAUCCGGCCCUUCAUGCAGUACAACAGCACGCGGGCAGGCGGUGUCGAAGUGGACGAGGACACCAUCCGGCGUAUCGAGGAGCUCAACGACCUGGACAUGCAGCUCUACGACUACGCCAAGGACCUCUUCCAGCAGCGCUACCAGUACAAGCGGCAGCUGGAGCGCCGGGAGCAGCGCCUCAAGAGCCGCGAGGAGCGCCUGCUGCACCGGGCCAAGGAGGCGCUGCCGCGGGAGGAGGCCGAGGAGCCGGGCCGCGUGCCCACCGAGGACUACAUGAGCCACAUCAUUGAGAAGUGGUAGUGGCGGCCGCGGCAGGGCGGGCGGGAGAGGGAGGAGAGACAGACGGCCCAGCACACUCGGCCCACCCCAAACUCUGCGGGAUAUGCGUCCCACGUUGCUUUGCUCGCCCAAGGUAGCUGCGUCCUGAGAAAGGAUGGAGUGGGGAGCAGUGAUGGGCAGGGGUGGUGCCAUCUCCCAUGCCAGGGGUCUGAGAAACCCACCAGUGCCACGCUGAGGAGCGUGCCCAAGGACACCCCAGGCAGCCUGCACAAGUCAGCGAGUGGCACCCACCCCCAGCCCCACCUCAACCACUGAGGGUUUGAAGAGGAAAGGUCGGUCGGGUUGAGAGUGGAGACGGACCUGCCAGGCAGGCACGCACCCCACACUCACUAUGCACACCCCCACUCUUACUCCCCAGACCAGUUCGACACCAACUCCAAGCACCUUCCCAGGCUCAGGCCAUCUGGGCAACUCUCCAGUGCCCUGACGCCACAGGGCCCACGUGAAGCACCCCUCCCUCAGUACAGUCAGCUCUUGAGGUGUCAUCAGCAACAGAGCACCCUAGCCUCCCCAUCUGCAAGGUCAGGGCCCAACCUUCUGAAGCCCAGAAGGUCUAGUCCAGCCUCUAGGAAGUCCACUCCCUUCCCCAGUCCAAAAUAAAAAUCCAGAUCUGGCUUCAUGCUUUGGGCCAGGAAAUCAAAGCACACCAGCCGGGUGACCCUACCCCACUUCUUAGAGUCCUCAAACUGGAAAGGGCUGUGGGGAGGUGGCCCCACUCUGCAAGACCCCACGCCAUGGGUAGUGGCACCCCAGGCAUGGGAGGCUGGCGCCUGUGUCUGAGGCUCCCCCAAGCCGAGAGAACUCCCCGUGUCCCCAGCCUCCUCUGACCUUUUGCCCCAUGGCUUGGGCAUUGUUCAGGGCACAGACCCACUGCUUCACGUUCCCUGUGAGUGACCAUCAGGCCUCCAUCAGCCGGAAAGUGACAUCUACCCAUGAGCCAUAUUUGGGGUGAUCGAUGGCCAGGGAAGGGGCCUCUCACUUUUAAAUUCUCAAUUAGGGUUGGGAGAAACAGCUCUGGGUUGCUCGCUGCUACCCAGAUGUCCAGCCUUCCUCCACCCCUCAGGCUCUCACCAAAUUUCCCUGCACCCCACCCCAGCUGGUCAGGGCCUGUUCCUUGCAGCCUGCAGAUUGGAGAAGCCAUGUUCCAUGUCCUAGUAACCCUCUCCCAUGCCCUGUCAUUCCUGUGCUCAAGGCCUCUCCGGGGCCUGCCCUCCCCACAGGAGUGGGCCAAACACGGCCUGGGUUCUAUGAGCCCUCCCCACCCUGUCUCAGACAGGGCAGUGAGAGCCACCUGGAGAAAAUAGAACCCACCAAGGCCCUUUUUCCCUGCCUGCCAUCACACUGGGCCCAGCCAUCCCACCCUGGAGUGAAGGCAUGGGAGCCAGGAGAAGCUAAAGUGCUAAACGCAGUGGCUGCCUGCCUGGGAGGAAGAGCUCCAGUCUUCUCUAGCUUACGGGCCCUGCCUCCCAGCUUCCUACUGGUCCUUUCACCUCGCAGGCCACAGAUAGCAGUAGGAGCGCCAGCCCAGCCUAGCCCAGCCGGGGACGAGCUCCCAGGGUGGGUGGGUGUCCUGCUGAGGACGCACUGGUGACUGACUGACUCUCAGAAGGCGGUGGAGAGCAGCUCUGAGGUUCACCUGGGUGGCUGUGCCCGUGGGGGAGGGCAGGGCAUGUUCUCCAGAGUGCUGGGCCCACAGGUACCCGUGGGGCCUCCUGGCAGGAGGUGACUCGAGGUGCAAGUGGAAAGCUCAGCCCUGCUCUACCCAAGCCCCUGGGCACCCGGCCUGCAGCCUGGCUCCAGAUGCCCCUUGAGGACUUCCUGUGAGUUGGCCUGAGCCUAGGAUCUGUUUUGUACAUAUUGGAAUGAUUUAACUUAUGGCCCGUUGUCCCAAUUCAGAUGGAAACAUGGGUCUCUCCUUGGUUGUUUCGCAGCAUCUGGAGUGGGGCUCCACCUCGCGCCAGCACCUAGGAGCACGUGGCCCCAGGCAGCACGGUUGGCAGGGCCCUCAGCCCCGAGUCUGAGCCAGCACUUCCACCCAGCCACCUGCCUUGCAGGGGAGGGCCCUGCAGCAUCGCCCACAGUGCCGCGGGCGGGGGCGCCAUGACAGGGGACCACCCCAUCUGGGGCUGAGAGGACAAAUGACAGCUUGCUCCCCGCACAGGCCCGCGAGUGUCCUCAAGGGGAGCCUGGGACAGCAGAGUUGUCUGAGCAAUGAGUCUGUGAACUUUUUGGGAACUGGAAGCGUUUAACUUGAACCCAGGAGCAUUUAAAGCUUUAUUUAUUUAUAGCUUCUUAUUAAAAAAUAAAAGUGUUGAGAAGAAAUUUUUUGGUUAUUCAUAGAAAAAAAAGUUGAUGAUGGAAAAGCAAGUCAUAAUCAUCUAAUUGUUUUUGUCUAGGUCAGGAAUGAAUGUUAGCGAUGAAAUAAACCCUGAAAAGGA
Molecule: messenger RNA, 3724 nt
Organism: Condylura cristata (star-nosed mole)
Lineage: Eukaryota; Metazoa; Chordata; Mammalia; Eulipotyphla; Talpidae
Gene: HS6ST1
Product: heparan sulfate 6-O-sulfotransferase 1
Exons: 2
Coding region: 12-1247 (411 amino acids)
Cellular component (GO): membrane
Molecular function (GO): heparan sulfate 6-sulfotransferase activity
Source: RefSeq, a predicted model, not a curated record